AUGACUUACAAAUAUAAGCUUUUUUCACGCACAGGUGGCGCUGUAAGCGUUUUGUCGAAUAAGUCUUUUGAAGGACCGCCUGACAUCGACGACGAUUCAUCUAGUAAGGAAGAGUCUUCUGAAGGCGAAGAUUAUGAUUCGUUUAGCAGGAGUGCGGAACAGGAGUUGCGAUUAAGAAUAUUUGACCCACUUAGUUAUGAUAAGUUAAUUCGUCCACAAGGUGUUGUGCACGUGAACUUGACCAUCCGGCUACAACGUGUUAACAAACUGGACAUUGAAGAACAGACAAUGGCAUUAACAGCGUUCCUGUUUGUGACCUGGAAUGACGAGCGAUUGGAAUGGACGAACUACAGCAGAAGUGACAAAGAAGGGGUGCAAUUAUCGCGGUCCAUCCCAAAUAUUUUUACAUCAGAAAGUUAUACCUGGCUUCCACCAAUUAACAUCGAAAAUUCAGUGUUGGACAUGUCAAUCAUUAGUGACCCGGAUGUCCCAAUGCGUGUCAGGCACACGGGGGCUGUUGAAUGGAAUCCAGCUGGCAUAUUUACAGUACAAUGCAUGUGUGAUGUCACCUUCUAUCCUUUCGACACACAGAUUUGCUCCUUAAUCAUAAGUACACGUGCUUACACAGAAAGCGAGAUUUCCCUGCGAUUUUCCCAAAAUCCAGUAAAACUGCAGGGCUAUCAACAAAAUGGCGAGUGGGAAUUGAUGAAGUACACUGUGGAGGAGAAAGUGAGCAGCACAGAAAUUGACAAGGCUGAUUAUUCGUCCCUCCACGUGAACUUCACGAUGAGAAGACGACCUCUAUAUGUGUUUAUGAAUACUAUCAUCCCCACUAUGUUGCUGUCUUUCCUGAGCGCGCUGGUGUUCAAGCUGCCAGCGGAUUCUGGAGAGAAGAUUGGAUACUCCUUGACGGUCCUGCUGGCCUACGCCGUGUACAUGAUGGCCAUCUCGUCCAACAUACCGGCAUCGGCGCUCACCAUAUCUAUCCUGUCCGUGUACACUGUCAUCGUGCUGAUUAUGGGAGUUGUCGCUGUUCUCCUAUCCAUUGUCGUUCUGGAUUGCUACCACAGAGACCCGGAUGAGGAAGUGACGGAAUGGGUAAGAAACUGUACACUUAGAUGCCUGUUAGUCUUAAGUGGAUGGAAGCCAUCUCGUCAUCCCGUAGGAAAACAUGUCAAGAAGUCUAGUGUCGUUCCUUGGGAUGGACACUUUAAUCAAAUCGCUGAUAUUUCUGUGUGCGACUGGGAUCAGAAGAAAACAAAGGAAGUGGACGAAAGCCAGACAGAGAAACAAGAACGUAAACAAAAACCUGACCCCAGAAUUGCGUGGUUGGGUAAGAAUAUUUCAUGGAAGGACAUUUCCAGAAUAUUGGACCAUUUUUUUCUACGACUGUACGUAUGUGUACUGUUUGUUAUCACCGGCUUUGUGGCUAUCCUGUUUUCGGUGGGAUACGUUGGUGUAUAA
Messenger RNA from Ylistrum balloti, 1464 nucleotides. RefSeq names its product acetylcholine receptor subunit delta-like. Gene Ontology annotation, biological process: monoatomic ion transmembrane transport; nervous system process; regulation of membrane potential. The coding region runs from base 1 to 1464 and encodes 487 amino acids. The record is from RefSeq and is a predicted model, not a curated record. NCBI's taxonomy places the organism in Eukaryota, Metazoa, Mollusca, Bivalvia, Pectinida, Pectinidae. Gene Ontology annotation, cellular component: neuron projection; synapse; membrane. The transcript has 6 exons. Gene Ontology annotation, molecular function: extracellular ligand-gated monoatomic ion channel activity; transmembrane signaling receptor activity; neurotransmitter receptor activity.